Umbelopsis ramanniana AG is the source of this 9653-nucleotide messenger RNA. RefSeq lists its product as uncharacterized. The record is from RefSeq and is a predicted model, not a curated record. The coding region runs from base 96 to 9497 and encodes 3133 amino acids. Lineage: Eukaryota; Fungi; Mucoromycota; Umbelopsidomycetes; Umbelopsidales; Umbelopsidaceae. The transcript is spliced from 7 exons.
GUCAAUGAACUUACAGCGAACACAUUUUACAAAAGGGCUGAUAAAUACUCUCAUUGAGCACUAUGUGUAAAUGGCUCAUGGCAGGCUAGUUAACAAUGGGAAAAAGGACUUGUUGCAGUGAUGAAACCAGUGUUGCAGCCACAGGUUUUUGUUGUUUAAAAGGGAUGCUAUCGUGGACACCUUCGCUCACAGAAGCAAAGACAAUCAUGCUUAACUUCUGCUUUUGGUCGCCCAACACACUCAUUAAGCUCCGCGCCUGGUAUCAUGGUAAUGAAAUUUUUCCAGUGCCGAUUUGGCUGGCAAAACGUAUCUUGGUUCGAAGCAGCUCAAUGGCAAACUGGCUGUCUCAACUUGCCAUUGCCUGUAUCGCGCUGAUCAUAGCGCGAUACCUGGUUGAUUUCUUUCUCUCAUUAAAAUAUAAUUUUGAAUACGGCCAUCUUGGCUUUCUUUCAAUAAGCGGAAUCAAGUACCACCUUCGAGCAAAACUACCACAAAAUGCCAGUGCAAGGACGGUAACUUUCAACAUUGGUAAAAUCAAGCUACGACUACGACAUCGAUUCUUUCAAUCUCGUGAUGAUACCGAGCAACAACUUGCUUUUUUCACAUUACAUAUACAGGAUGUCACCAUCGUAGUGCACGACUUGGCCCUGCUGCGUAAGCAGGCUCAAAUUCAAAAGGAACUCCGAGAGCAGCAGAAGCGUCGGGGAGGGAGUCUGGCUUCGGUCGGCGAAUCGCUCACUCGAAUACCUUGGUGGUACUCGUUAUCCAUUGUCAAAUGGGUUAUCCGGAUCACUUCCGCCGUCCCAGCGCAGAUGAUCAUAUCCGGGUUAACUCAAUAUGCGGAUGUGCGAUUCGGGGUUGUGAAAGUGGUUGUCAAAAAUGUAGCGUCUUAUCGAUUGGAAAACGCUACCCUUUCGUCCAUGCUGUUUGCAGAUGUCGAACGAAAAGCGACACCUACUCCUAUGGAUAUGCGGGACCAGCUUAAUGAUGCAUCUAUCUUGAUGCAAGAAUUCUUGCUCAACGCCAAGCAUCAACAACAUUCAUUUAAGAAGGCAAAUCAUUUGUGGAAGGAUAAGUUUUUUCAGAUCAACGCAACUCUUGGGCCAAUGGAGGUCAUACCUCAUUCAGAUAAUGUGGAGACAAAUAUUGUAACGGCCGUUUCCUUACCAGCCCGCUCUUAUUUUGCCUUAUCCUGCCAUCUGUCAGCUGCCUGUACAACACUCAAAAGUGUCUCUGUAGACGUCAGAGUUGGGUCCAUGGACAUCGAUGCUGAUCAGUUAUUAUCUUUAUAUCAAUCCUCAGUAACAGAGAGUCCAGCUGUGUUGAAUGAACCAACGUCGGGUCAACAGAGUAAACGGAAUAGCGCAUUGGGUGGUUUGCAUCGGUCUGGAGCAAUUUAUACGCAUAAUCGAACAGCCUCUGCCGAACCCGCCAUUCAGCCGGAUCAGAAGCGAAGUUCGUUGUUAUUGUUCAAGGAAUUGACCAUGUCCAUGGCCAACAUCGAAGUUAUAAAGCGCAUAACGUCAGAUUCAGAUGAAGAAAUUCAUGAGAAGCUCAACCUCUCUCUCCAGGCAAUGUCCCUUUCAUGCGUUAGAGAUCUAUGUCAUCAAGAUCUUGAUAUUCGAGAGUUCCCUCAUUCCGCGAACUUCUCAACAAAAUCUAUGCAGGUCGCUAUCCUUUCCAUGACGCCUGCUCCUGAAAUACAAUCCUCUGUUAUCCUUGCGCUUUCGGGAAUAGAUACUUCGCUCAAAGCGACCGAGCCUGUUCUCAUUAGCAAAAAGCAGGCCCUGACGGCUCAGAUUGUUGACACUUUUGCCGGCGACCUUGACCCAGCAAUGGAGGAUCCAAAUAUGCAGUUCGUGACAGGUUCAGUGAAUGUAAUCUCGCCGAGUUUAACCUUGGAUAUGGUCAAAUUGUCCUCUUAUCAAAACAUCGUCGGUAUGUUGACACAGCCGAAGCAACCUCGCAAGGCAUCUACUACCCCCCCUACAACUUGGCAUAUCCAAAGGGUGCCGAGAUUCAUGUUGUCGGUCUCCAUCGGUAACCCAACCUUCUACGUCUACCAUUUCUCAAAGUUGGAGAGUUUCGACGAACCUGCCAUGCCACACUAUACAGGGUUUGAUCUGCGCGACGUUCUCGUCACGUUUAGAGGCAACUAUAUACAAUCAUCGGAAGGCCCAGCAUCACCUCCAUUAUUAUCUCCUCUUGGGUCACCUACUCAUACGCCCGACAAUUUCUUGCAUUCAACCAGUCCUCCGCUCUCACCCACCUUCGAAAAAACAACACCGGCAAGUCGAUGGCAGAAGCUGUUGCGAAAAAGCUGGAGAUCAUACUCUAAAUCUCCAUCAUCCCAUACGUCAGCUAGACAUUGGAUGUUUGAUGUUUUUGCCAGUGUUCGACUGUUAGAAUGUAGUUCGGCAUUUCCUUUCGAAACCACAACAAAGUCAGAACAACCUCCCACGCUGGAUAAUACCCUACUGUACAUUGACGAAAUCAAUAUCAGCGCGCGAGCAUCCUUGACAGCGUCUAUAAUCACACAGAGAAAACGUCAAUCACCGCAUAUGCAACUGAUCAUCGACCAACCCAUCAUAGAAUUAUGUUUAUCCAUUGAUAAACCUAGCAUCAACCUGUGGUCAGAAUAUGCCAACAGGAAGCAACUGGUUAUUUUGCAGCAAGCCAUGACCAGCACGAUGGGGAUAACCAAGGGUGGUUUCCGACAACCUAAACCGGCUACAUCUGAGAAGACCGAUAGCGCAUAUCAACCUUAUUUACGAAACGUCAAUAUGACUUUAGCCAUACAUAAUUUAUGUGCUGGCGUGGUUGGCUUGGAUGAAGGCAUUCGAGGAAAGCGCAAGGUGCCUGAAGGCUAUGUCGACAAUGCACCGGAAAAAGAUACCUGCCUUGGCCUUGCACUUUAUAUUGAGUCGCUCUCUAUUAAUUACAAGACGAGUAAAGCGAAUGUCGAUCGGUCCCUGGCUGAAAGCAUCUUGGAGCUACCGAGUAAUCAGACUCUGUUAGGCGCGGUCGACGUUUUCUUGACUGGAAGUGGACUAUCGCCAUGUGUGGGUCUCAGCAACGGUCAAAUGUUUUAUCUGUCCGGUCUUGGUGGUGAACGAGAAUGCUUUGUUCAUUUAUUACAAGUUGAUUCUCGGUCUAUCCUUCGCAUGAAGUCGGAUGAAACUGGAUUGACCUUGAUCUCCAAAUCUUCUGUCUCGUUUGGUCGCGUACUUGUUUAUUAUACUCUGCAAAACCACUAUGCUACGCUGCUUGCUAUUCUGGCACUGAAAAAUAUCGCCCCCAAGGCAAAGGAAGAAAUAGCAUCGUCUCCAAAGAGGUUCAAGGUGGACGUUGAGAAAUGCUCGGUUGCUUUACAUCAUGUCGACGUACGCUGCUUAUUUCCCGGCAACUUGGACUUGUUUCUACGAACCAAAGAAUUGCAUUUCAAUUUACCCAUGUCUUCAUCCCGUCAAGAACUGCAAGUGCGCUCGAUUAAGUUAUUUGGUAUUGCACCUAGUAACACUUCCUCUUGGGAUGAACUUAUUGGCAUCGAUGAUCUCAAGAUCAUUCGUGAAACUCGAAGCAAAGCCAUGAAUCGUUCACAGAAUCGUACGGUUAUUAUUUCAUCAUCCGGAGUACAUAUCAUCAUUCCAUUUGGAUACGUUGUUGCCAACAUUAUCGACAAUGCCAUCAGCGCUUCCAAGUCGUUGAGGUUGCUUAAUGGGCGUUUGUUUUCUGAUAAAUAUUUUGACUGGAAUGGCCCAAUGCCCAAGAACAACCCUGUUGAAAUGCCCACCAUCCAGCUUCGAUUUGAAAUAUUUACCUUCACCCUUGAAGACAAUCCAUUUGAAGCUGAUCUUCGUCUUAUCUAUAAGACUGGAACCAUUCAGCAAAAGACGAGAUUGGCAAACGAAGAUGCAUUUAUGGCAAAAGCCCAGUCCAUGGAAUCUCAACGGCAACAGCAGAAGCAAGACGAUGAAAACGGCCGUAGAGCGUUGGACGGUGAACAGGUUCGAGAUGGCUUUUUGAAAGGAUCAGAGACCCCACUGACUUUUAGAAGCACACCAAGGCCAGACCAUGACGAAGCCUCAUUUCGACGGGGAUCUUCAUCCUCCAACAUAUCUGUCAAUGUUGCCUGGAGUCGGUUGCAGGAACACAAUGCCAAGGUCUGGGUCAGGAGCAUUCACGCGGCGCAAAAGGAAGAACAGCAGGGUCUGGAAGCACUUUGUGACAGUCGGCGUCAGCAUCGUCACAAAAUUGUUUAUGAUUUCGGCCAGAGAACGCUAGAAUUUACUUCAAAGUACCUUGCUGAUCUGUUCGAUAUCUCCAUGGUUCCAGCACCUCGACAUACAUCUCUUCUGUUUGGCGCUAUGCGUAACUUAGACCUUACUGUAUCUAUACCAACGUUUCCUCUGGAUCAAACUCGUUUGUUCAUUCAGAAUAUCGGUAAUGGUGUUCCUCUCGACACGCAGUUCUCCAUGCUCGCACCUUUCCAUUUGAACUGGUUUGCUGAUGAAACAUGGAUCCAACUCAGAGAUUACCCGCUUCCCCUCCUGUACGUACCACCGAGUACGAAGAAAGAUGUUAAUACCUGGCCACAAGCUUGGUCUUUGUCUGGUGACUAUGUUUUUGGAGAUGAACUCGGAUCAAAACUGGCAACAAGACUCGUUGAUGUCGUAUUGGUUGAUCUUCAGAAUGGUACAAACUAUAAUAUGAAGAUUCCUCGUACCUCAUCUCCACCCAAGUUCUACUCCAUCGUUGAAAUUCGUUGCUUGGUUAGUAAUCCUACUCGCAUGGCUUGGUCUCAGUCUGUACAACCAUCUAUUCAAGAUGUCUCUCGUGUAUUCGAGUAUUUUACUCGUCCUCCGGUUGAUCCGUCUGCAAAAUUGGGGUUCUGGGAUAAAAUCCGUCACAUCAUCCAUACAAAGACCCGCAUUCGCUUCAAUGGAGACCUAGCUGUGUGCUUGAAAGGAACACGAGACCCAUACAAUCUUAUUGGAAAAGGUGCUGGAUUUGUCAAAGUAUGGAGCAAGGAAGUGCAAUGGCUCUUGGGUUACGAUAAUCCUCAAGGCGAAUUUAUGCAGGUAUUGAGUCAAGACUACAUGCUGGCUGUUCCUGAUCUUGUCAAUGGUACAUAUGUUGUGAAGCAUAUCUUGCCAAUAUCCGCGGAUACCAUCAAAAGUCGUCAUCGGUCGGAAACAGCCAGUGUAGCGAUGGCUUCCCCACCACCGGCACAAAGCGAAGCACGCAAAUUCAAAACUCCUGACUCACCCACCGUCUUAAGUACCUCGUCUCCUGACAUUCGAUCUCCUUGGCCUACUGAGAAUAUGCGACGCACGAACAGCACCCCGGUUCCGGCUAAAAAUUACUUUGAACGAAAGCAUCUGCAGAAGAUAGGUCUCAAGUUAUCAGGUGGUGUUAGAUGGGGUCUUGGUUGUAAAUAUGAACGACGUUGUGAAUCAAACUGUCCAAAGUGCGAAGGAAAAGGCGAAUGUCGAUCGUUGGAUUUCAUACCGCAUUAUCGAAUCAAAUUCUGUACUCCUGCCAAUGUUGCCAAACAGCCAGAGGGCGCUGAGAACUAUGAUGCGUUUACCGGAUUCCGUUCACACUUUAUACACUUUUCAGUCAGCCUUGUCCAGAAUACCAAUAUCAAUCGAUCCACUGAUGCUGUCAAUGCGUUGCAUCUCAGCCCAGGGUUUGUGGACCACUUUUUGCAAUGGUUCCGGUUAUUUGGAGGCGGUAUGGGUCUACCUAUUCGCACUGGGUCUCUCUUUCCCAGGGCAGACACUCGGGCGACUAAGAAAUUUGGAAAGCAUUUGAGCACCGUCAAAUACAAGAUUGUCACCGACAACCUUUUCAUAGGCUGGUUUGAGAAAGACGAACAAUCCUUGUACAGCAUUAAUGGUACUGGUCAGACCGUUGGUAUGAAGGCGUCUGUAAGCAGUUUCAAAUUCGAUUUGCACCAGAGACGAAUCACUACCAAGGUGGAAAGCCGAGAAUUUGGACGAGAGCGUAUCAAACCCCACUGGCUACUACACGAAGCCCAACUUCAACUAUCUGACCUAGAUCUCAGAGUAGUGCAAGCCACGUACCCUGAUAUUGACCCGAACGAUGACCUUGACUUCGGCAGGAGUUCAGGGUUACCCUCUUUUGUUGUUGAUGAGACAUCAACUGUCAACUCGGAAUCCAGCCAAACGUUUGAAAGUAGUAACUCUGAUUUUGAGGACUCUUUUAAUUUCUCGGACAGUAUGCCACAAGACUGGGUGGAUCUUGAUGAUUAUGUGGAACUUGAUCUUCGUACGCCUGACUUCCGGCCAGCUAUCAGUGUCUUCCCCAUGAUGUUUUCUCCAAACAUUGGCUACUUUAAGCAAACCAAUCGAGAUGACGCUGAACGCUUCCACUAUUUACAUGGAACACAUGAUUGCAUACUUGGCUCUGCUAGGGACACACGUGCUAUUCAAGUCAACUUGCUGAGACAGCGCAUGCAGGCCAUUGAUGAACAAAUACACUCUCAUCAAGAGAGGUUGGACGACGUUGAGAGAAGACUUCAAAAGCUGCCUUUCGAAACUGAGCUGUUGAAUGAGUCGCAAAACAUCGUGGAGAAGACAACAGUUCUCUUUGAGAAAAAGAGUCUCUUACAACGUUACCUUAAAUCUGUACUCACUCAAAAUAUGCCUGACCUACCACGAACGCAAUCCAAUGCUGCGGCAACCAAGCAUUCUCUACUUGAAAAUGAUCCUACAGAUAAAUGGGAAACGCUCAUGGGUUACUUUAAGCAACGGUGUAUCGUUCAUAAUCCGCAAAUCAUUUGGAAUAACUCUGUGCGAAAUUUAGUCUAUCGGCUAUUGGAUGUUCAUGGCCAGAAUCGAGCGCAUUCCUAUUAUAUGUCGAUGCGAGCUGUCAAGUUUUUGCGCGACUUGACCAACGAUAUCGAAUCGAAGAUCAAGUUACAAGCAAAAUCGCCUAUGGGCUCACAAUUGGAUCAAGUCUUGGACAUGGAAAUGGCGAAUGAUAUUAUCGAAAAAUUGUUGGCUGACCAGAAACCCAACUCGUCCGUCCCGCCGACUGUAUCCGAUGAUACAGCCACCCCUGGUAGCAGGCAGGACGAUGAUGAUUCGGAAGCCAACAUCAAUGAUCCUGAUUAUCAGUUCAGAGGUGUGCCAAGUGGUUACGAGAUGAGGAGCAGCUAUAUUGUUGAGUUACUCAACCCGCAGAUCAGCUUACAAUCGGAUCGAAACCCUGAUUCUGUUGUGCUGGUGUCGACUGAGCGCACUCAAAUCAAAGGUUUCCAUCUUUAUGAUUGCAGUGGAGAUGACCAAGACACGGCCAUUGUCAAAAGUCGAACGAUCUUCAGUGUGGAUAACAUACAAUUUUUCGUGGCCAAAAAGGAACAUUUUGAUACAGUGGAUCUUCUGUUUGACAACCAUUAUGGCGCUCGUGGAAACGAGCACUGGUUAACCUGGAUACCACUGGAGAUGCUCAUUAAUUACACCAAACGGUCUGACAAGUUCCAAAGAGUAGCCGAAAGAGCUGCUGCGACCAUGCAGUAUGACACGUUCAACCCGUUGCGCUUGAAGACCAGCCAAGAUGAUUUUAAUCGCUUCCAUCCACUGCAAGAACGAUGCGACUCCAUGACAGUCAGCUUUCCUAGUCUGAAAUUGACAGCAAAUUCAAAACAAUACAAUGCCAUUGUAGAUGUGGUCAUGGAUCUUGUUUUGUACAGUGAGCCAGCUCGUAAAGAACGACUUGAACGCCUGAAAGAAAUCAUCCUGACAGCAGAUAUGGCCAAUCUCUCCAAUACAACGGAAACCAUUGUCUAUCUACAAAACAACGUUCGCCAACUUGCUACAACGCAAGAGCAGUAUCGCCUCAACCUUCCGGAUUUGCGAGAACAGCAACUACAGGAUUACAGAAUGAUUCAGGGAAGAUUGCAGCACUUCAAGGAAGAGUUGUAUCUGGUGAUGGAGGCUAUCAAAAAAAAUCCAAGCGGCAAACAGGAUAGCAUGGAAGCCGCUCAAACCAAGCUGAAAGUCAGCUUCUCCUCACAAACGAUCAUUUGGGAGAUGAUCAUUGAAUCAGAGCGUACACUUUGCGAAUGGACCUUAAGCAAUGCUCACUACGUCUGGCUCAACAAGGAAGACCACUCUAGCUCUAAUACCUUGGAGUUGGAUAUGAUUCAAUGCAUCAAUCGUCUGCCUAACCCCACUUUUGCCGAGAUCAUUUCGCCUUACCUUGAAAAUCGAAAGCAAGUGGAUUUCUCAAAACAAAAGAUGCUGCGAGGUUACCUCAUGGAUCUUCCUCCCGUUGGAGGCAUUCCUGUCGUUCAGCACUUGGAGAUCAACCUCUUCCCACUCAAAUUCCAGAUGACGCAUGAGUUUGGAAAACUGUUGGCUACUUAUGUGUUCCCUGUUGAAAAGCGGAAAGGAGCAACAGCUGCCAUUCCGAUAUCCUCCAGUUCUUCUGCUCCAAAUGUGACCAGUAGUGUGGUUUCGAGUCGUACGUCUGAAGCUAACAGUUUAAUGGCGACGUCUUCUUUUGGCGAUCUUCGUAGUGCUGGCAAAGACACUACAUCCUUAUCAACGAGUAGCGAUGUUGUAUCGUCUGACACCCACCUUGAUACGUUUAGAUCGGAAACACUACGGCCGAAGCGCUCUGAAGAUUAUCUACGAAGCAACUUUUCUUCUACUACCCAAACAAGCAAACGUUCUCAUGGCAAAAAGCAUUCGAAAAAUGUCUCGUCCAAUAGCGUUCCUAACGCCGACGAUCUGUCCGUUAUGAAAGAGAGAGCGUCUAACAAUAGAACCUUUAUCUACAUCAAGGUGCCGGGAGCUAAGCAUUGUCUCAGUUAUCAGGGACCCAAGGAGAAGAAUAUUGAAGACUUGUAUGAGUUUGUGUUUUCUCAGCCAACUCUUGAGUAUCGCAAUCGAACGUGGAGUUGGUAUGAGUUGAUGAAUGCCGUCAAAAAGGAUUUCCUUCGGGCUGCCCUCAAGCACAGCGGUCAAUUGAUUAGAGAUAAGCUCAAAAUACGUCGGCACCCUCGAGCUCCACGCACUACAGCAUCCUCAACUUCGCUUAUCAACGAACCAAUCUAUCAAAGGGCCAUUGCUGCUGCCAAUGCCACUGAACAGCAAAAACCAAGCACAAGCAGCUCUAUUAGCAUUGCUUCCGUGUCUUCUGACGGUUAUGAUAACCAGGAUGAUAUGAGUGUUAACGACAUGGAUUUAAUCAACGCAACUUCGGAUACUGCUGAUCAAGAAGGAUCGACGCGCCGAAAGAAACAAACGUUGUUCUCUACAUGGUCUCGCAGUAAAAAAGCAGACGAUAACCCACCGUCCCCUGUACUACCAAGUCCUCAGACCCAACCUAGCGAGACGCAAACCAUGAUCGCGGCAACAGAGAUUUAUCGAAAGGGCAAGUUAUUGUUUGGCAAAUCAUACAGUGGGCCGUUUAGAACUACUUCUCCUUCAAUCCAUAGCCGCAGUACCACUAAUUCAGAUUAGCCUGUACACAGAAACUCUUUGUAAAUUUGAUACCUUGUACAUACCUUUUCAUUUCUUUUAAAUUUUAAUUUUGACGUCCCAUACAAUCGCACAAAAGAUAUGAAUGGAAAUGUGCCUGAGGCAGGGGGCAUUGUACAAACUAAUGCAACAGCAUAU